AUGAUUUGCCAAAAUAAUUAAUCUCUGUAGAUUAGUAUUAUACUUGCUGCAGUCUAGUUUUUGUAAUUGCUUUAUUUCCCGUUUCAAUCACAAAUCAAAUAUGCUUGGUAUAAUCAUAAACUUUCAUCGUAAAUCUAAGAAUUUCUAUCAUAUUUUACAAUAAUAAGAAUGCUGAUUAAUUAGAGCACAUCUUUAUAUUUAAUGGUGAUGUACUUUAUAAUUAGUAUUAUACUGCUUACGACAUUGCUUAUCAUUAUAUUAACAAUUUAGAAAAGUCUAUAUAAUCAAAAAGUUAUUAUUUUAUUUCUUGCUAAAUCAAUACAAUUUAUAAUGAGUAUUGGAUUUGCUGAAAUUUUAAGAAUACUUUUGGGAUAUUUACUCUGCUAACCUGAUUAAAAUGGGAUUCUAAAAAUGGUAUAUCUUGUUGAUUAAGAAUGCUGGGUAGGGGACUAUUAUUAUCAUGCAAUUUUCGUGAUUAUAUCACUUUUGCUCUUUAUAUUUUUUGUUAUAAUUUGCAGCAAACUAUUCAUCGAGUUAAGAAACAAUAAGAAAAAUACAUUUUCGUAGAGGGAAGGUAUUUCCUAUUCAUACCUAUUUAUUUAUAUAAUAUUUUCAAUGGCAUCAUAUUCUUUAUUUCAACUACCGAAAUAUUCUAUUUGUGUAAUAGCUAUUUAAAAUAUUACAAGCUUUAUAUUCUUCUACAGAAUGUACUACAAACACCCUUUUUAUAAUUAAACUGUUUAAAAAAUUUGGAUAUCGAUAAGUGGAUUGGUAUUCCAUACCAACUUGAUGUAAUUAAUGGCUUUCUUAUUUAAUCAUUUGAUUGUGUAAAAUUCUAUGUUAGGUUGGUUAAUCACUUGUCCAAUGGCAAUCGUGAUUUUUUUAGGAAGACAAAAUCAUUAAAUUGAUCUCAUAAAAAUUAAUUUAGCAAGAUAUUAGUCAACAGAAAAUAUUGUAAAAGAUUGUGAAUACUUAGUAGAAUUAGCAGAUUCAUAUGAAAAAGAUCAAACGAAGGAGAUUUAAGUAUUGGGGUUUUUGGAGAUGCAUGAAUCAACUUGUUUACAAGCAAAUUGUGCUAUUAAGAUUAAUAAAAAUUUGGCUAUGAAAUUUUAAGAAAAUCCUAAAUAUACUGAUGAAAGAUUAAUUUUUAAGGAACUUAUAAACUAACUUUAUUAAAAUGGAAUAAAUAAAUAUCCUUAAAGCAUUGAUCUUAGAAUACAUUACAGCUAUUUCCUUUACGAUCAUUUGGCAGAUGGAUAAAAAGCCUUACACGAAUUAGUCAAAGCAGAACAAUUAAAUCCUGAUUUUGGAUAACAAUUUUAGAUUUUUUCAAUGAAAAAAAUUUUAGAAGACUCAUUCUCGAAGACUUUUUUUGGUGUCAAUACUCUUGAAUAUUCAGUUUCAAUUGAUCGAAAUAUCUAAUUUCAACAAAGUCAGCUUAAAUAAAGGAUUCUAGAAGGCUCCUAUCAAAUGCUGUAAUUUUGGAAUUAACUAUUAGAGGAAAUUCCAAAUUUAACCGUUUUAUCAAUUCUUGGAAGAAAAGUAUUAGGAUCGAUUCAAUAGAUCAGAAAAUAAAUUACUCUAAUGUAGAAAACAAACACAUUUAAUUAAUCUACUAAAAAGCUCAUAUGCAAAUUCAGCGAUUAUGUCUUCUAUAUGUCAGAUACUAUGAAGUUUGCUAAAAUCAAUAUUAAUUAUCAAAGUGAUGAAGUUAACUACUAAUCUAAAUUCCUGGAUUAAAAUAAUUUAUUAGGUUCUUAAGACUUGAGUUCAUAUUCAUAACCUGUAAUUGUGUUGGAACUAUUUAGCAAUAAUAAUUAAAAUUCUAUUGUAAAAAAUAUAAAUUAAGCUACUUGUUCAUUGCUAGGAUUUUCUCGGACUGAUAUAAUAGGGCAUUCAAUCUGUCAAUUAUUCUAAUCUAACUAUUCAAAGCUACAUCAAUAUGUUGUGCAAAGAUAUUUUACCUCGGAUUCGUAAGUGUAAUUAUCUAUCUUACCACAGAGAUAUUAAUUCUUCAAAACUAAGUCUUAAUAUGUCAUAUUAGCUCAAAGUGCCAGUUCCAUCCUUUAGACAGAAAAAGGAGUCUUUCAAUUUUUGAGACUUACAACAGAUGUUAAUUAUCGCAAUUAUGCUUAUAUUAUUUUUAACGGAGAUGGAAAAAUAGAAAAUAUAUCAGCUUCAUGCAUCUCAAUUUUGAAGUUGGAUAUUCGUAAACUUUAAUUAAAAUAAUUAAAUAUAGAGCAACUAUUUCCAAAUUUAUUAUCGAAUAAGGAAACAUAUUUCAAUAAAAUGAAUAAAAUUGUGUAUGAGUAUCAUAAAUCCAAAGUGAAAAGUUUGAAUUUUGUUGUAUAUGAAAAAGAAAAGCGAAAAUAAAUUGGAUUUAUGGUGUAAUUAUUUGAGAUAUCAGACAAAAAUUUAUAUAACAAAAAAGAGGAAAAAUAAUAAAUAUUUGGAUACUAUCUAAAAAUAGAAUAAAUAGAGCAUAAGCUAGUAAAUAAUUCUCCUAAAAUAAAAACAAAAUAAACAACAAAAGAAUUUACAUAUUCUAUUGAAUAACGUGCUUUCAUUUAUGGAAAUGCUAAUUCAUUACAGGAUUCUGUCAAAGAAGAUAAUGAAAUUUAAGUGGUGUCUAAAUAGAAAACAAUAUUUUAACCAAAAAAAUUAAGUAAGAAACAAAACUCAUCCUUGAAGUAAGAUCAAAAUUAAAUGUCCUAUGGUUUUGACAUUAAAACGUUAAGAUUGUUUUAAGGAAAGAUUUAAGAGAUAAUAGAUCCAAACUAAGAAGAGGAUGAUGAUGAUAAUGUUAAGGAUAAUACAGAACACUCUAAAACAGAAAUUAUUAUUGAUAAGAAUUAAUCUAAUUAGAUCAACACUUAAAAUGAUUUAAGUUUAUACCUGUAGAACAUACCCUAUCCUACAUUUUUGAGAAGAUUAGUUCUCUUAAAUAAUAUUUUACUACUUGUUUUAUUUGCAAUAUCAUGUAUAAUGUAUUCAACCUUAUAUGUCACUUUUUUAAAAUUCAAAAAUGCUGUUGAACUUGGUGCUGCAAGUAACUAACGCUUUUCUUCUCUGAUGAAGAUUCAGUCGAACCUCUAGGAUUUGAGAGGUUGCAAUUUGAAUAUUGAAGCGUUAGAAUAGUAAAAGAUAGGAGAUGAAUUUAUUAAUAUCAAUUUUUUGGAGUUAAAAAAUGAAUUGAAUUUACUUCUUGAAUAAAACAAUCUUUUAACCUCUUCAGAUUUAACAAUUAACUAGAAUUAUUAAACAUACAUUUCUGAAUUUGAAGAACCCUAAAUUUAAAUGUUCUCAGUAGAUAAUAGUUAUCAGAAUUUUACUUAUUCCUAAGCAGUUCAAUAAUUAAUAGCUAGAGCUAUAACAUUAAAUAAUAGCGAAUUAUCAAAAUUCAUUGACAAUAAUGAAGAUUUUCAUUAUUUCGUGCAUAAUACAUUCAAUUCUAUUGCAAAAUAUGAAUAUGUUUCUUAAAACUACUACUUUUCAAAUAUUUAUAGUUUAUUAGAUGAUUUAAAAACAUUUGAAGAUGUAUUUUUUAUUCUUUCAUCCUCUUGUGUGCUUUUAAUAUUUUUCUUUUGUCAAUUUUACCUUCAUUCUCAUUAAUCCUAUAUGAGGAAUAUAAUUUCGGCCUUUUUAGAAAUAAAGGAGCAGUCCUUAAAAUAGAUUGUUAGCAAAAUUCGAAAUUUCCUCUAGAUGCUUCAAACAACUGAUGAUGAUGAUGUGGAUUAAUUUGAUUUGGAAUAAAAUGAAAAUUAAGAAGAACAAGAACUAGAAGAAUUAACCAAAAAUAGUAAGAAGAGAAAAUUUAAGUACUCGUCAGAAAGUGAAAAUAAGAUUUAAAUUCGAAUAAUUUUUGUUUCGUUGUUAUUUUACUCUUACUUUUGUUAUUUGUACUUUAGUUCUACAACAAUCAUCUCUUAUUCAAACUUACUGAUUCCGCUUGUUAAUAUUACAUCUUAUAUUCCAUCAUAAUAUCGUUUGAUUGAUAACUCCAUAAAGGAGAUGCUAUAUGAUUCCGAAGCUAUGAUUAUGAAUGAAUUAAAUUCCAUAGAUAAGAUGAAUUACUUAAUUGAUGAAAUUUAAGCAUUGGAUGCAGAAUUGCAUAUUUUGAAUUAAAAAAAUGAGCAUAUUUUAUCUGCAGAGUAUAUUCAACUGUUCAAUGAAAUUUAUAUAUUAAGUCCAUGCACGAUCAUUAUAGAAUACGAUUAAUCAGUUACUAAUGCAUCCUGCUUAUCCUUUAAUGAGAAUAUUCUAAAGGAUGGAUUAGCAGUUGCAAUUUCAAGUUUUUUUGAAAACGCCUGCAAAAUGGUGUAGGAGUACUACUACUAUGACCCAAACGCCAUAUAUUCUAACUUAACCUAUAAUCUCAGCUCAAAUCAUAAGAAAAACUUUACCUACAACAUUCUAAAUACUAGAGACAGCAAUGAUAAUAGAUAAAUGCAAAAAGUUUUCAUAAGAAUAUGUCAUUUAUAAUUGAUGAAAGAAUUAUUAAAUUAGUUAAAUAACUAUUUUUCCUUUUUGGCAUUUCAAUUGACCUUAUUAUUCAUGAUAUUUUGCAUAAUUGCUGUGUUUACACACUUUUUGAUUUGGAUCCCUAUUUUAGCCAAUUUUUAUUAGGAAGCAUAAAAAAAUCUAGAAACUUUAACUAUCAUACCAGUUGAGGAUUUAAAUAAAUGUGUAUAAAUAUAAGAGCAUUUGAAAAAUUUGAAAGAGCUCAAUUAAUGA
This is a messenger RNA of Paramecium tetraurelia, 4734 nucleotides long. RefSeq lists its product as uncharacterized. The record is from RefSeq and is a predicted model, not a curated record. Lineage: Eukaryota; Ciliophora; Oligohymenophorea; Peniculida; Parameciidae. The transcript is spliced from 6 exons.